CGAGCUCACCCGCGCGGCCGCGCCGGGGUUCGCGUCCCUACUCCUCUCCCUGCUCCGCCGCGUGCCCUUCCCCGGAGACGCCCGCCUCCUCGACCUCAUCCGCGAGCAUUCCUCCUUCCUCGCCGCCGAGGAGCCCCAGCUCAUCGCCUCCGCCGUCUUUGCGUUCCUCCGCCUCCUCGCCAGGAACCGCCUCGCCCCGUUUCCCAGGAGCGCCGAGUGCAGCAACUGCGACGAGUGCAAGAACGCGAAGAACCUCGAAGAGUGCGUAGAUAAGCUGAUAUCCUUCUGUGUCUCGGUGCUGCGGGAUCACUUGCAGGUGUGCACGCUGAUCGGGAGGGACCUCGCGCGGUCGCUCCAUGAACUGGUGCUCGUGCCGGAGUUCCAGGGACUAUGGAAAGACUUGAUGCUGGCCCGCACUGUUGAUAUCUGCCGGUUUGCCACUCCAGGUUGGUGCACCACCUUGUCUAUCUCGCCUGAGAUGGAGACGCAACUGCUCUUCUUGAUGAACAAUGUGAAGUGGGGAAGCCAGAAGAGGUACCAGCUGUGGUUUGCGAGGAAGCAUUUGAUGGUGCCUGGAGGGGAGGAGAGGAUACCGGACAUUGUCCGCUUCAUAUGCUGCGGGUACCACCCGACCAAUGAGGUUAUACAGUCCGGUGUUAUUGCUCGCUGGGCUGUCAUUGGUUGGUUGCUGACUAGUUGCAGCAAGGGAUACAUUGUAGCGAAUGCCAAGUUGGCGCUCUUCUAUGACUGGCUGUUUUUUGAUGAGACCAAGGGUAACGUCAUGAACAUUGAGCCCGCAAUGCUUCUGAUGUUGAACUCAAUAUCUCAGUAUGUAGAUAUCACAAACAUGCUACUUGAGUUCUUAUUUCUUCUGAUUGAGCACUAUGAGGUGCGGAGGAAGGAGGCCAUCGAGCAGUGUGUGAGGUGUGCAUUUACAGUGCUGGUGAAAAAAGGAGUGCUCCCAUCAUUGGAGUUGUUGACAUGCUGCGAGAAGCUAUCACCAUUGCUUAGGCAGAAGCUUGUGGCAUUUUUAUCUAGUACCAGUCCUGUAGAAGCUGUAGAAGCUUGCUUGAAACCGGUUAGUGAGGUUUCUAAACCAGCAGAAUUGAAGAAGAGAGUUUGCUCAAUCUAGAUGCCACAACCUUCUAUUUCCUGAAUGAAUGAACUGCAGUCAGCACCAAUCCACCAAUAAUUCCACCUUGUGAAUGAUCUGAGAAGGCAUACAGAGAGGGUCUACAAGACCACACCAAUUUACAAGCAAUUCAGGUGAAGGCAUCCUUGAGCAAGAAAAAGGAAUUUGGAGUGUGGGCUCAUCAUCAGCUUGCCCUUGGACCUAUAAACCUGGUCCUCACCAAUAUCCACAGAAUAUGUCCAAUCAAAGGCUACUCUUCGAUUCGAACUACACUAGAAGUCAAUUCAAUUCCGUCCAAUUAAUGCUGAUAACGCCACAGUACAUGCAGAUCAUGAGCAGGAAGCUUUGAUUUUUGAUUUCUGCUGGUUGAUAACUAAAACUCAAGAGUUUCUCAACAUAUAGUAUCUCUGAUUGAUAUGCGGAACACUUAUGUUCAUCUGAAGCAUAGCAUGAAUUUAACUGAAGGGUAGACCGCUUCUUGUGAUUCAUUACAAUUUAACUUCAAAUGUGAUGAACUGAAGUGCUGGCAGCAAAGUAACAACUGUCUCACAAACUCAUCAUCUGCUUGAACUGAUGAAAGAAGCCUCAUGGCCCUUUUGACAAUUCUGAGAUAAAUACACAAUAUAUGGAUUGAAUGAUGUGAUCAGACUUAAGACCUGGUGGCAUGUGCAGCACAGACAUCAUGCAAAUCAAGCUUGUGAUAGCGAGUGUUUUUAUUCAGGCAUGCUUAUACACCUCAUGGGAGAAGUCACAUACACCAUGGGGAGUCUUUAUGGAUGUAUUUCGAGUUAUAGGACAUUAUCUGAUCUAAGUAGGCCAACCUUAUGUACUUGUAAACUAUUUGUAAUUACCGGUUUUUGUUAUUCAGUAGUAAAAUCCCUUUCAUCGUAUUUAGUGUCUUGUCCUUUCAUUGAGGGCAGUAGGCUCCACAUACCAACUCGCUCUCUGAUGUUAAUGUUUUUGGUGAGUAGACAAAGGUGCCAAAUUCCUUUUCUGAUUUACGCUUUAAACUUUUAUCGAACACCUCGAGUCUGGAAAAUAUGCAUAUUUGUAUCCUUA
Molecule: messenger RNA, 2191 nt
Organism: Hordeum vulgare subsp. vulgare (domesticated barley)
Lineage: Eukaryota; Viridiplantae; Streptophyta; Magnoliopsida; Poales; Poaceae
Product: integrator complex subunit 3 homolog
Exons: 1
Coding region: 404-1132 (242 amino acids)
Cellular component (GO): cytoplasm
Source: RefSeq, a predicted model, not a curated record